Camellia sinensis is the source of this 2577-nucleotide messenger RNA. The record is from RefSeq and is a predicted model, not a curated record. Lineage: Eukaryota; Viridiplantae; Streptophyta; Magnoliopsida; Ericales; Theaceae.
AUGAAGGGUGAAGUCCUUCAAUUUAUGGCUGAGUUUCACUCUCAGGGGAAGAUCGUCUCAGGUCUUAAUAGCUCUUUCAUCACUCUCAUUCCUAAACGGGAGGAACCUUGUGAGUUAAGUGACUUUAGACCCAUUAGUCUCGUUAACUCAGUUUACAAAAUUCUUGCAAAAGUGCUAUCAAAAAGGUUGAAAAGAGUGCUGCCAGAAAUUAUUAGUGAAGCUCAAACAGCUUUUUUGGGUGGUAGAUCUAUUCUUGAUGGUGUUUUGAUCGCGAAUGAAGUAGUACAUUGGUGGAAAGCUGCAAAAAUGAGAGGCAUCAUUCUAAAGUUAGAUUUCGAAAAGGCAUAUGAUUCAGUUAAUUGGGAGUUUCUACUUUCUAUGAUGAGGAAUUUCGGCUUUGGGGAGAAAUGGUUGGGUUGGAUCAAAUCAUGCCUCUCAUCAUCCAGAGUAUCUGUUUUGGUCAAUGGAUCUCCAACAAAAGAAUUCGCUCCUCAGAGAGGGCUCAGGCAGGGAGAUCCAUUAUCCCCUCUUUUGUUCAACAUUGUAGCAGAAGGUUUGAACAUUUUGAUUGAAAGAGCAAAGGAGCUGGGGCUGGUUAAAGGAGCUUCUGUGGGGCCUACUGAGUUGAAAUUCUCUCAUCUGCAAUUUGCUGAUGAUUCAAUCAUAUUCUGUGAGGCGGUCCGAGGUGAAUUGGUGCACAUUAAGAGAAUUUUGCGUUGCUUUGAGGUGCUUUCCGGCUUAAAGAUCAACUUCCACAAAAGCUUGUUGUGUGGUGUAGGUGUACCUGAUGGUGAGGUUAACCAGUUUACCUCCAUUUUCAACUGCCGUAGUCAAAAACUCCCUUUUAAUUAUCUGGGUCUACCCCUAGGGGCUAAUCCCAAUAGGAAAAGUACAUGGCAACCUGUAAUUGAGAAAGUGAAAAAGAAGCUAGCUAAUUGGAAGAGGAAAUUUCUAUCUUACGCUGGCCGUUUAACCUUGAUCAGGUCAGUCCUCUCUUGUAUGCCCAUCUAUUUUCUAUCUAUUUUCAAGAUCCCUGUGGGAGUAGCUAAACAGAUUGAGAAGAUUCAGACAGCAUUCUUAUGGGGCAAAUCUGAACUUAAGAGGAAAGUCCACUUGGUGAAAUGGGCGGAUUUAACAGUGGAUAAGUCACAAGGGGGUCUGGGGCUUAGAAAUCUACGAGAAGUCAACGCUUGCCUCUUGUUAAAAUGGUGGUGGCGGUUUGGUGUGGAGGACAGAGCUAUAUGGAAACAAGUAGUGAGGUGCAAAUAUGGUCUGGGUGCUGGUGGCUGGGUACCUUCCAUUCCAGAGACUAGUUCAGUGUCAAGAAUUUGGUCUGAUGUUGUUCAUCUUGGGGCAUCUAGUCCUGAACUGAUGGAGUACUAUUUAUCCAAUUUUAAAAUUCUGGUAGGAAAUGGGCAUCAUAUUCUUUUUUGGGAGGAUAAGUGGUUAAAUAAUCUAUGCCUCAAGGCGGAAUUUCCCAGAUUAUACAGGCUGUCCGUGGAAAAGGGUUGUUCACUUGUGCAGAUGCAUCAUAAUAGAGGGUCGGCACUCGAGUGGAAGUUUCUGUUUAGCAGAGUUCUGUUUGCUUGGGAGGAGGAGGAGGUCGCUAGGUUGCAAGAGGUUCUAAGGGGCACACUUGUUCUUACAGACCAAGCAGAGGAUUCUUGUUUAUGGAUGGCAAAUCCCUCAGGAUCUUACUCCGCGGGUGUGUCUUGGAAGUGGUGGAUGUUGUCAAAAGGUCCAGUCAUAAGUGUUGCUGACAUGUUGUGGAAGAACUCCGCUCCACCCAAGGUGAAAUUCUGCAGCUGGUUAGCUUGGAAAGAAAGACUUAAAACUUCGGUGUUCCUGAAAAGGAUUGGUGUGUUGAACUCGGAAGCGAACACAGUGUGCCUGCUGUGUAAAACAGAGGAGGAGUCUUUGAACCAUUUGUUGUUGUCGUGUCCUGUGGUUUGGAAACUAUGGUCAGACAUGGUUAAAUGGUGGGAUCUGGUUUGGGUGGUUCCAGGUACAGUCGAGGGAUUGCUACAUUGGUGGGCAGGCUAUAAAUUUAAGAAGGAGAUCCAACCAUUGUGGAAAGUUGUCCCUGUAGCAGUUGUGUGGUCAAUCUGGAAAGCUAGGAACGAUUGUCUUUUUCACCAAAAGAGUGUUGAAGGGUUUGAUUUGGCUGAGUUGGUUAAAGUGAGGAUAGCUUUUUGGUGCAAGCAUAGCCGUGGAGUAUACGGGUUUAAUGUACAUGGGUUGAUUGUCAAUGGGUUGAAUGCCCAUCAGGCUGUUGAAUGCCUAUCAGGCUUUUGUGGGAACAUCUUUUAUUUUUCUUUUCUUUUGUUGGUUCCUCACCAACAGGCGCUUGGAGCUUCGUGUAUGGAUACACAACAAGAUGGUUACUUUACCAAUCUUUUACAAGAAAGGCCCAACAUUGAUGAACAUUAUCUAAUGGAAUCUCAAUAUUUGAAUCAAAGCACUCAAGUCUUCGCCCAAGAGUCUCAAUUUACUACUGAAAUUGAAUCUUUGUCGAAGAAACCUCAACGUGGAGGAAACUUCACAAUUGAAGAAGACAAACUCCUUGUAUCAGCUUAG